Messenger RNA from Blepharisma stoltei, 1758 nucleotides. Lineage: Eukaryota; Ciliophora; Heterotrichea; Heterotrichida; Blepharismidae. The record is from the annotation of a GenBank genome assembly.
AUGAGAGAAAUCGUUCACGUGCAAGGAGGUCAAUGCGGCAACCAAAUUGGAGCCAAAUUCUGGGAAAGUCUUAUUAUCUUAUUAGAUAGACGGGCUCAUGCCCUUAAUUUUAACGCAAUCACCGAGGAUCCCCUGGGGGAUUCACCCGCUUUGAGACCUUUCUUCCGUCCGGUCUCCUCCUUGCUUCCAGUGUUGAGUGGGCAAGCUACGGGUUUGUGCGGCCUCCUGAGGCUGAGGGAAUACGAAGUUGGCAUUCCGAAAUUCCAGAAAAUGGAAUUUCUGGUAGCCUAUCGGCAAAAGGAGAAAGUCAAGAUUCUGGGACGUAACGCCAGUUUCACGCUAGGCAGUUUGCCCGAUUGGUCUAGGUAUUACCUGUAGACCUUGCUGGGCUUGCCCUUUCCAAAAUCUGAACCCUCCUUUCCUUCGGGGUAAAAACCAGUCUCGAAGUUGGACGAAGACGCCCAUAUUUUAAUUAUCAAAUUCUGGGAAGUCAUUUCAGACGAGCAUGGAAUUGACCCAACUGGAACUUAUCAUGGAGACUCAGACCUACAACUCGAAAGAAUCAAUGUCUACUACAAUGAAGCCACUGGAGGACGUUAUGUCCCAAGAGCUAUUCUUAUGGACUUAGAACCAGGCACCAUGGAUUCUGUAAGAGCUGGCCCAUUUGGCCAACUUUUCAGACCUGACAACUUUGUGUUCGGUCAGUCAGGAGCUGGUAACAACUGGGCUAAAGGACAUUACACUGAAGGAGCUGAGCUGAUUGACACAGUUCUCGAUGUCGUCAGAAAGGAAGCUGAAGGCUGCGAUUGUUUACAAGGUUUCCAAAUCACCCACUCCUUAGGAGGUGGCACUGGCUCAGGUAUGGGAACUUUACUGAUUUCCAAGGUAAGAGAAGAAUACCCAGACAGAAUUAUGGAAACUUUCUCAGUCUUCCCAAGCCCUAAAGUCUCAGACACUGUCGUAGAACCAUAUAACGCUACCCUCUCAGUCCAUCAAUUGGUCGAAAACUCUGAUGAAGUCAUGGUAAUUGACAACGAAGCCUUAUACGACAUUUGCUUCAGAACCCUCAAACUGACUACCCCAACCUACGGCGAUCUUAACCACCUUGUCAGCGCUUCAAUGUCUGGAGUUACCUGCUCAAUCAGGUUCCCUGGCCAAUUAAACGCUGAUUUAAGAAAACUUGCAGUCAACUUGAUUCCAUUCCCAAGACUUCACUUCUUUAUGAUUGGGUUCGCACCUUUGACUUCAAGAGGCUCACAACAAUAUAGAGCUUUGACAGUCCCAGAACUGACCCAACAAAUGUUUGAUGCCAAGAACAUGAUGUGCGCCAGCGACCCAAGACAUGGAAGAUACCUCACUGCAGCUGCAAUUUUCAGAGGAAGAAUGUCAACCAAAGAAGUCGACGAACAGAUGCUGAACGUUCAAAAUAAGAACUCUAGCUACUUCGUUGAAUGGAUCCCUAACAACAUGAAGUCUUCAGUCUGCGAUAUUCCACCUAAAGGACUUAAGAUGGCUGUAACAUUCAUUGGAAACUCAACUGCAAUCCAAGAAAUGUUCAAGAGAGUCGCUGAACAAUUCACUGCUAUGUUCAGAAGAAAAGCUUUCUUGCAUUGGUACACUGGAGAAGGUAUGGACGAGAUGGAAUUCACUGAAGCUGAAAGCAACAUGAAUGAUUUGGUUAGUGAAUACCAACAAUACCAAGAUGCAACUGCUGAAGAAGAAGGAGAAUUCGAUGAAGAAGAAGAAGCUGCAGCAUAA